Messenger RNA from Asterias rubens (European starfish), 3916 nucleotides. Its product is annotated as adhesion G protein-coupled receptor L4-like. Gene Ontology annotation, molecular function: G protein-coupled receptor activity; calcium ion binding. Gene Ontology annotation, cellular component: membrane. Gene Ontology annotation, biological process: G protein-coupled receptor signaling pathway; cell surface receptor signaling pathway. The transcript has 18 exons. NCBI's taxonomy places the organism in Eukaryota, Metazoa, Echinodermata, Asteroidea, Forcipulatida, Asteriidae. The record is from RefSeq and is a predicted model, not a curated record. Bases 78 to 3731 code for a protein of 1217 amino acids.
UACACGGUGAAAAGCUUGUAUCGCAAUAAACAAAUGAAGCCGAAUUGUUUCGGUUAGUGUGUUGUGGACGAUUGAAGAUGCCUUUUGGAUGCAGCAAGGAUGUUGCAUCUUCUGGAAGCAUUAUUUUCCUGAUUUUAUAUGCCUUUACAAUACUGAUGUUACAGUGCGCCGAAGCGGGCUGUGAAGAGAAAACCUACUGUUACCACGAUGGUGUUUGCGGGUAUGGUCCAGGUGACAACGAGACGUCAAUAUGCCUCUGCACGCCCCAAUAUUGCGGUCCCCGAUGCCAGUUUGUUUCCCCGUGCCUGAACGGCGGAUCAUGUGCCAUUCACGCGGACAGCACUGGGGUGACUCUGAGCUGCGAUUGCCCCGUCAACUUCACCGGGCGGUUGUGCGAGCACUAUCACGCCUGCUCGUCGGAUCCGUGCCCGGGCAAUCGCCGAUGUGAAAUCGAUGACCUGAAUCAUUAUAGAUGUCUGUGCUUGGAUGAAGGGUAUCACGGUUCGAAGUGUGACGUUUACAACGUAUGCCACGAGUCACCUUGUCUAAACGGUGGUGACUGCAUCUUUGCAGGCCACAACAGGUCUGUUUGCGAGUGCAGUCCCAACAGCACUGGUUAUUACGGAGUACGUUGUGAGCAGUUUGACUUCUGCCUCACGUCACCAUGCAAUGCAGGGACGUGCCUUCAAGACCACAACGGUGGCUCGAACGUAACCUGCGUGUGUGACGGGUUACACUAUGGUAAUUUCUGCCAGUAUGAGGACCAAUGUGUGAGUUCACCGUGCUACAACGAAGGGCAGUGUUCAACACUGGAGACGGGGGGUUACAGCUGCGACUGUCCGCCAGGAUACCACGGGAAUAGAUGUUUUCUGUCAGUGUGUUACUUCACAUUCUGUCGCAAUGACGGUACCUGCUUCGUGAACAAAGAUGGCGACCCACUCUGCUGGUGCACAGAUGAAUACUACGGUGCCGUCUGUGAGAGUCUAAACCCGUGCCUCAAGAGCGACCUCUGCCAGAACGGUGGAAACUGCACCGAUGUUUCAGGGGCCUCGUUCGGCUGCGACUGUGCCGUGGGUUGGAACGGGUUCCUCUGCCGGCAAGUUGACCGGUGUGUCUCGAGUCCGUGUCAUGAGAACCAGACGUGUGUUUCUACCAUGGGGAGCUAUACAUGUAACUGCAGGACGGUUGGAUACUACGGAACCCACUGCACGGAGUAUGAUGCUUGCACCGAUACACCGUGCCUGAAUGGAGGGCGAUGUGUUUCAGGGAGAGAUACUGAAUACACGUGUGACUGCACCCCACACGAUUACCCAACUGGCUACUACGGGACGAACUGCGAGUUGUUCGAGCCGUGCUCCGAGCAUCUUCACGGGGUGUGUUCGUACCACGGCGACUGUGAGUUCAAAGACUCGGAACCAGGCUACGAGUGCACACAGUGUGACGAGGGUUUCUACGGGACGCGGUGUGAACGCUACGAUAGCUGUCACAGCAAGCCGUGUCUGAACGGCGGCCAGUGUAUUCCGAUCUACCUAUUCCAGGACCACUGGUGUAAUUGCUCGUUGCAGUAUACAGGGAAGAAUUGCGAAAAACCAGUAACAUGCAACAACGGACAUCCCAGCGUGACUGUUAGUACAAAAGGGGCGUACGUAUGGCCUGAUGUUUUGAUCAAAGAGACCGGGUCGCUCCCGUGUGAAGUCGGUGAUGGCUUUGCUACGAGGCAGUGUGAAGCCGUGAUAUCGUCCGGCAGCGUGCUCGGUACAUACUGGCUGUCCCCCGAUACAUCAGCAUGCCAUAUGGUCAACCUAACCACAGAGGUAGCCAAGAACUUCACGUACUAUUUACUGCAUACUACGAGCAACGCUGAGGAUAUGUACCAGGAGGAGCUGACGUCAUCGACUGACCUGCUGCUCGCUAUCAUAAUCUACGCCUACGUUGACCUUCACUUUGCCAAUGACGUCAUGGUGUGCAUGAGUAAUAUAUUGGAAGUCAACGAAACGAUUAUUCGAGACAGCUCUGUUGAGUCAGAGACCAACACAAAACUCCUGUCCGUGAUAGACUCAUUUGCAGAGAACACAGUCCUGAGUACGAAUGACUCGAAAGCUGAACUCAUAACGGACAAUAUUGAGAUUACGAUCAAUGACGUACCCAUGGGUCAGGCCUUGACAACGGGCUCUGAUUUCCAGUCGUCACUGCCCAACUCUAGCGGGGUUUAUAUGAAGGUUCCAGCUGAAGCUUUCCUAGAGUCCCGAACCACAGGAGACGAAAUCGACUCUGUUCGAGUGAAUUAUGUGAUCUUGUCAAAUACAAAGCUCUUCAUACCCACUGAUGGUGAGUCGUCUGAAGUGAGUUAUGGCUAUGCCGUAUCGGCUAACAUCAUCGGUAAGACAGUGACAGGUCUGAAGGAGCCAGUUACCAUCAGCCUACCGAUGGACAACGAUGCAUUUGGAAGACAUCCAAAAUGUGCGUUUUGGAAUGAGGAAGAUCGGAGAUGGGACACGACAGGAAUGCAGCUCAUCUCGACAGAAAACAACUCCGUCGUUUGUCAGUCUCGUCACCUGACGUACUUUGCAAUCAUCAUGGACCCUGGACUGUCGGUCAAAAUGUCGCCAUUUCACAGGAGAAAUAUGACCAUCAUCAGCAAGGUUGGAGUUAGCAUUACUCUUAUAGGACUUCUACUGACGUUCAUCACUUAUGUCCUCUUCAAGCAACUGAGAGUCACGCGCUCGGGCAAGAUACUGAUCCACCUCUGCGCAUCCCUAUUCUGCCUCAACUUGGUAUUCUUCAUUGACAGCAUACCCUCCAUGACGUCAUCGUAUAUAGUCUGCAUGGGCUGCGCCAUCUUGCUGCACUACUUUGUGCUGACGUCAUUUGCGUGGAUGGGGAUGGAGGCGGUGAAUAUGUACAGGGCACUGGUUCAGGUAUUCGUCCGAGGGAGCACCGGGUGCUUCAUGACAAAAUGCAUCCUGCUGUCAUGGGGCGCACCGAUAUGUAUAGUGACUAUAACAGCAGCUGCGGACAUCACACAUUACGGACGAGAGAGAGACUUCUGUUUGGUGCUGAAGACCAAUCCGUACGUGUACUACAUCACGUAUCUUGGGCCUUGUUGCUUGAUCUUGGCGGCCAACAUUGUGGUAUUCGCUAUGGUGAUCCACGCAGUCAGUUCAUGCAAAAGCAAGAGACUACGAUCCGGCAGUGCUACGACUAUGCCAAAAGGGGUGCGAAAGACACAGAUUGGUUGCGCUCUGUCUGUGACUUUCCUUCUCGGUUUGACCUGGGUGUUUGGUUUGUUCGCUGUGGGAGAAGCUACCCUAGCAUUCCAGUAUAUCUUCACCAUACUCAACACCAUGCAAGGUUUCUUCAUUUUCUUGUUCCGGUGCGCGCUCUACCCGGAAGCCCUGCGCUGCUGGCGCUCCCUGAUCGUACACCACACACUCAACCCACGCCGUACACCAGGCAACACCGCUAUGAAGAACAACACCAACUCACACAGCCAAAAGGGUACCAGUAAGUGUGCCCUAUCAUCCCACCCUCAGCCAAUGGUACCUAUCAUGAAUGUUGCGUAUGUUCCAGACGAUGUAGGUCGAAAGGGAACGCAACUCCCGACCAGUAAAUCCAAUAAGUAUGCGAUGAAUUCUUAUGAGAAAGAGAUUACUUUAUGGGGGAAAGCGAUGAACGUGAGGAAUGUGACCCUUAACAAUAUCAAGCCGAGAAAUUGUAAUGAAGGCUUGUAAAAUAAACAUUUGUAACAAUACAACUUAUUUGAUAUAGAUGUACAAAUAAACUAAAAACAGUCACCUAUAUUUAAUCAUAUGACAUUGAAGAAGUACACAAUAAAUUUACCUUGGCGGUAAUUCAAUGCUUAAAAUUGGGAGGGGGGGGGGUGUAACAUAACUUGUGACUAUGGUUUACUUUUUUA